GGCGGCGGGGCGCCUUGAGGGGAAGAUGCCCGUGGCGGUGAUGGCAGAGAACUCCUUCAGCUUCAAGAAGCUCCUGGAGCAGUGCGAGACCCAGGAGCUUGAGGCCCCUGGAGGAAUAGCAACACCCCUUGUUUAUGGCCAACUUUUAGCUUUAUACCUGUUGCAUAAUGAUAUGAAUAAUGCGCGAUAUCUUUGGAAAAGAAUCCCUCCUGCUAUCAAAUCUGCAAAUGCUGAACUUGGUGCAGUUUGGUCAGUAGGACAAAGAAUCUGGCAGAGAGACUUUCCAGGAAUCUAUACAACAAUCAGUGCACAUCAGUGGUCUGAGACUAUUCAACCAAUCAUGGAAGCACUUAGAGAUGCAACUAGGAGACGAGCCUUUGGACUGGUUUCUCAGGCAUAUACCUCAAUAGUUGCAGAUGAUCUUGCAGCUUUUGUUGGGCUUCCUGUAGAAGAAGCUGUGAAAGGUGUAUUAGAACAGGGCUGGCAAGCAGACUUUUCAACUCGUAUGGUAAUGCCUAAAAAGCCAGGUGUGCUGGAAGCUUCGUUUAACAGAUUUAUUCCUUCAUCAGAGCCUGCUCCGGUUCCACCAAUUCCAAAUGAACAGCAGUUGGCCAGAUUGACUGACUAUGUGGCUUUCCUUGAAAAUUGAUUACCCUGCUCCUGUAUUCAGAACAACUUGGGAAUCCUGUGUACUGACAGUUUUAGAAAUCUAAGAUUUAUUUUGUUUCGUAUCUGUUAAACAUUGCAGCGUCCCCUACUCAAUGUGUGAAGUAUACACUAUGUUAGCCCAAUUCGUGUUUUGACAAAGUUGCUA
This is a messenger RNA of Leptosomus discolor (cuckoo roller), 814 nucleotides long. It is a transcript of the gene COPS8, whose product is annotated as COP9 signalosome subunit 8. Gene Ontology annotation, cellular component: COP9 signalosome. The record is from RefSeq and is a predicted model, not a curated record. NCBI's taxonomy places the organism in Eukaryota, Metazoa, Chordata, Aves, Leptosomiformes, Leptosomidae. Gene Ontology annotation, biological process: COP9 signalosome assembly; protein deneddylation.